CCAUGGAUUGGGAGCUAAAUCCGCAUGGACAGAUUCACAAGGAAAGGUACGAUAUCUCUUCAUUCUCUCAGUGGUAAUCAAGCAAAGGCAAAGACCCCAACUCCACUGCUCCCCUCCCUCCCAAAAUCUGUGUCGAUUCUCAGAGACCAACUCCCGUUUGUGUUCUUCCAUUUCGGAGAUUGGUUGAUGAUCCGAUGAUGCCCGGUCGGUAGCUCUUUCGUCGGAAUCAAUUAGGGUUUUGCUGAAGAACAUGCCGCCGUCGAUUCUUCCCGACAACGCCACCUCUUCCGUUCCGCUGCCUGCCCCUUCACUUCCCGAGGUCCAGGACUCCGGUUCGUCCUCCGUCUGCCACGGGUUCUUCUACGACGCGUUCCUGGUGGUGCCCUCUGUUCUGUUCGUCCUGUUCUUGGCCUUCCACGCGAGGAAGAACCUCAAGAAGCUUUGCAAUGGGAGGUCUUACGUGAUGAUCUCGUAUUACGCCAUUCUCUGGGUUGUCAGUCUGCUCAACCUCGCCUGGUGCUUGUUCCAGGCAAUGCAGUGUUCCCCUAGUAGGGAGACCGCUUGGAAUCUCCUGUCGUUGUUCACUACAUCUGGACUUUUAUAUUUGGAGAUAAGCUUGGUAGCCUUUAUACUGCAAGGGAAUUACAUCAAUGGAUUAGAAGCUUUAUCCCGAACUUUUCUUGUCACAGGGAUGAUCGUUGGCACUGAUGUGCUUCUUAAGGCUAUAUAUGUCUUCGGGUUUGGGACACCGUUGUUCACUGAUGUCGGAACCACUCAUCGUGUGAAGUGGUCCUUGUGGAGCAUCCACAAAGUAGUGUUGACUGCAGUCUAUGCCUUCAUACUGUUUGUGCGGUUCUCAAAAUGGAGAGAAGAAUUGCCUCCUAGACCGGCAUUCUACAAGUAUAUUACUGUGAUGUUUAUCGUCAAUUUGGUGGCACUUCUGGCUUGUUUAUUUGCUGGGUUUGGAGCAAGUUUUGGCGUCUUGUUGUACAAUAUCAUAAUCAUCUGCUAUCACUCUCUCUACCUUCCAUUUCUUUAUGUGACUUUUCUCGCAGAUUUCUUCAAGGAGGAAGAUUUUCUUCGCGAUAAUGAAUACUAUUCCGAGAUGAGAGAUGCUGGGUUCUUCGAUGCAGACUGGGAUUAGUUCGACUUUAAGCUGUUGUUCACUGUACAUACUUUCAAAAUGCCCAACGUCGUCAGCUUGAGAUGUAAUAAUUGUAAAUUCAACUGUAACAUACAAAUGUUAGAGAAGAGUAUAAAAUGCCUCGGUUUCAUUGCUCAUGUUGGGACAUUCUUUUGGACCGUAUAAUUGAAUCAAAUUGCAAGCUGUUGCA
Molecule: messenger RNA, 1334 nt
Organism: Punica granatum (pomegranate)
Lineage: Eukaryota; Viridiplantae; Streptophyta; Magnoliopsida; Myrtales; Lythraceae
Source: RefSeq, a predicted model, not a curated record